CGAUUGCGCCUUGCUCCAUCUAGGGAAUCGGUUGUUCUCAUGCGGCGCACUAGCAGCAUUGCAGCUGAUUGCAGCAGUUGCACUAGUUGCAGCAUAGCGCCGCCACCGGUAGCGCUCAAUGUAUUUUCGGUAAAGGUUAUGAAGCGUGGUGAAUGAGUAUAUGAUAAACAAUAAACAUUAAUUCGAUCAUAAACGUAAUGAAAAUUAAGGUAGAUAACUCGUAUUGAGGAAGUCGCGUGUUUUUAUCUAAUGCGCAAUGGAAGAGGUUCUUCAGCAGUUAGGGGUUGGAAUUCGCCCCGUGAACGAUCCCUACUUCGAAGAGUCCUACAAAGUUUGUAAAGUCUUCCAGAGAAAGGGUGUUACGAUUGACGACGAGGAAGAACUCUGUCACGAAGUGAUUAAGGAAUUCCCAUGUUAUGUUCCGGGAUGCAAGAACACUUUCCAAACGCUCUUCGAUUAUGAAAUACACUAUAAUAGCUCCCAUCGAUACGCUUGUACAGAAUGCAAAGUGUCCAAGCCGAAUCCACGGCUAUUGGAGAUUCAUAUUCAGGAAACGCAUGAUGCUUUCUUCAAAGUCUUAUCGGAGAAACAAGCCAUGUACCAGUGUUAUGACUCCGAAUGUGACAUAAAGUUCAACAAUCCAGUGGAAAGGAAGGAACAUUGCAUUAAAGUACAUAAAUUUCCAAAGAAAUAUCGGUUUGAUGAUACACCAAUACAUUAUAGCAAGGAAGAUGAGUCAAAUAAAAUGGAUGUUGAUGUUGUUAAUAAUAAAAAGAAGAAGAAACCUGCCAAAAUAUUUUUGAAUAAGAAUCAGAAAAGCAGGAUGUUCACAAAAGAUAGCACCAGUGCUGUCUGCAAAAAUAAUGAUAGUGUAGAAACAGUUUCAUCAAUUCCCAUCCAAUCUAAAAAUACGUCAUUAGUUUUUAUCCCUAGACAAGUACAAAAAUCCUUUUCAAAGGUACUUACAAAUAAUCAAAAUGGAGAAAAAAAUGUUCUCGAAUCAGAUGUUAUGAUGGAACUUGCAAAUUCAUUGCCUGAUUGACAAUUUGUAAGGUAAUUUUUAAUUUUUAUUAACUUUAAUAACUUUUUAAUUCUGUAAAUAAAAUGUUCUUUGAUUUUUAUGUAAUUAUAAUCUAAGAAUGUAGUAAUCUUAUUUAAAUAAAUUUUAAGAAAAUGCUGUUUUA
This is a messenger RNA of Solenopsis invicta (red fire ant), 1184 nucleotides long. Its product is annotated as zinc finger protein 511. The transcript has 3 exons. NCBI's taxonomy places the organism in Eukaryota, Metazoa, Arthropoda, Insecta, Hymenoptera, Formicidae. Bases 257 to 1042 code for a protein of 261 amino acids. The record is from RefSeq and is a predicted model, not a curated record.